Oncorhynchus keta (chum salmon) is the source of this 1102-nucleotide messenger RNA. RefSeq names its product solute carrier family 25 member 11 (gene slc25a11). The transcript is spliced from 7 exons. Gene Ontology annotation, molecular function: sulfate transmembrane transporter activity; antiporter activity; thiosulfate transmembrane transporter activity. Bases 121 to 1035 code for a protein of 304 amino acids. The record is from RefSeq and is a predicted model, not a curated record. Gene Ontology annotation, biological process: succinate transmembrane transport; phosphate ion transmembrane transport; oxaloacetate transport. Lineage: Eukaryota; Metazoa; Chordata; Actinopteri; Salmoniformes; Salmonidae.
UCGUCUGUGCGUGCGCGCCCCCGUGUGUCACCUUGCUCCAUCGCUAGAGGUAAAGCACCGACCAGAAUCAGGGCCUUUACCGAGGGACUGUCGUCCGGUUUGAAAAGAGCCAAAGAGAAAAUGGCGGAAGCUUCCAAACCGAAGACCUCUCCCAAGGCCAUUAAGUUCCUCUUUGGGGGACUGGCAGGGAUGGGAGCGACAGUGUUCGUCCAGCCUCUAGAUCUAGUGAAGAACAGGAUGCAGCUGAGUGGUCAGGGAGGAAAGGCCCGGGAAUACAAGACCAGCUUCCAUGCUCUGGCAUCUAUACUGAAGAAUGAAGGAGUAGGAGGCAUCUACACUGGUCUGUCAGCAGGUCUACUCCGCCAGGCUACCUACACCACAACGAGGUUAGGUAUCUACACGGUGUUGUUUGAGAAGAUGACUGGACAGGACGGGACUCCGCCCAACUUCCUCAUGAAGGCUCUGAUUGGUAUGACGGCUGGAGCAACCGGAGCCUUCGUAGGAACACCUGCUGAAGUCGCCUUGAUCAGGAUGACCGCUGAUGGACGUCUCCCAGCAGACCAGAAGAGAGGGUAUUCUAAUGUGUUUAAUGCUCUGGCCAGAAUCACUAAAGAAGAGGGUGUCACCACACUAUGGAGGGGGUGUAUUCCCACCAUGGCCCGUGCUGUAGUGGUCAACGCUGCCCAGCUGGCCUCCUACUCUCAGAGCAAACAGGCUCUUAUAGAGACAGGGUAUUUUGUGGACGGUAUCUUCCUCCAUUUCUGUGCCAGUAUGAUCAGCGGCCUGGUAACCACGGCAGCGUCCAUGCCCGUCGACAUCGUCAAGACCAGGAUUCAGAACAUGAGAAUGAUAGAUGGAAAACCAGAGUUUAAGAAUGGCCUGGACGUGUUGGCCAGGGUGAUUCGUAAUGAAGGGUUCUUCUCUCUGUGGAAGGGUUUCACUCCAUACUACGCCAGACUGGGACCUCACACCGUCCUCACAUUCAUCUUCCUGGAACAGAUGAACAAGGCUUAUAAAGUCUACUUCCUGGAUUAGAGACAGGAGAUGUAAGGAUUGGGAGGAAGGGAAGCUGAUCCUAGUUCUGCACCUACGGGAAACUUCA